AUGGUAGGACUUAUUUGUUAUCAUCAUCUUUCAUCCACCCUCCUGUGCGCCAGUUUCCCACUGAGCAAGCCUCAACUUGCUAGCAAAUGGGUGCACAGCCUAGGAAUGAAAAAUUUCAUCCCAACUGCCAACACCUGCCUCUGCUCGGACCAUUUCAGGACCGACUGCUUCAGGGACUACAACGGCAAACAGUUUCUGAGGGAAGAUGCCGUCCCCACCAUAUUCGCUCAGAGACAGGAUUCAUCGAAGAUUGGACUCCGUAAAAGAGGGGUGAUACCAAAGGAGACAAAUGUGGUUUCUGCGGCUCAGUCUUUCAUAAAAGAGGUGGUUCUCCUGCUAGACCAUACAUCUACACUUGUGCCAAGGUGUGCCACUAAAACUUGGCUAUUUGAAAAUGGACACAUCAAGUCUACUGUGGAAUUUAGCUGCAUGUGGAGUGCCAAUAAAAUACCUAUUGAUUUAUAACUAACUCAGCUGCUGAUCUAUUGUGAUACAGCUAGGUAGGUAGUUGUUGAUUUGUUGUGAUACAGUUAGUUGGUUAUCUGUGUUUUAGCUAUCUAGCUGCCGACCUAUAGAGCUAUAAAGUG
Messenger RNA from Monopterus albus (swamp eel), 587 nucleotides. RefSeq names its product THAP domain-containing protein 1 B-like. The coding region runs from base 1 to 465 and encodes 154 amino acids. Gene Ontology annotation, molecular function: sequence-specific DNA binding. NCBI's taxonomy places the organism in Eukaryota, Metazoa, Chordata, Actinopteri, Synbranchiformes, Synbranchidae. The record is from RefSeq and is a predicted model, not a curated record. The transcript is spliced from 4 exons.